This is a messenger RNA of Nannospalax galili (Upper Galilee mountains blind mole rat), 4837 nucleotides long. RefSeq names its product hdc homolog, cell cycle regulator (gene Heca). The coding region runs from base 319 to 1566 and encodes 415 amino acids. The transcript has 4 exons. The record is from RefSeq and is a predicted model, not a curated record. NCBI's taxonomy places the organism in Eukaryota, Metazoa, Chordata, Mammalia, Rodentia, Spalacidae.
CUGCCUGUGCUCGGUCCCCUGUUUCGGGCAGGUGGGAGCCGGCGAGCUGCGAAAGCUGCCGAGUUGACAGUGCUCCGACUGCAAACUUGCGCACGGGUGUAUUCUUCCCCUGCACCCCCGCCCAGGUCCUGAAAAGCCGUAAUUACCCCCAGAUCUGGGGCUCUGUGGUGCGUGCCCCAGGCUCUCCAGGUUCUGGUGGCCACAGAAGCCCCCUGUGCCACACCCCUGAUCUGCAGCUUCGGGAGGCCGGUGGACCUGGAGAAGGAUGACUACCAGAAGGUGGUGUGCAACAACGAGCACUGCCCCUGCAGCACGUGGAUGCACCUGCAGUGCUUCUAUGAAUGGGAGAGCAGCAUCCUGGUGCAGUUCAACUGCAUUGGCCGGGCCCGCAGCUGGAAUGAGAAGCAGUGCCGCCAAAACAUGUGGACCAAGAAGGGCUAUGACCUGGCCUUCCGCUUUUGCUCCUGCCGCUGUGGGCAGGGCCACUUGAAGAAGGAUACAGAUUGGUACCAGGUGAAGCGGAUGCAGGAUGAGAAAAAGAAGAAGUCUGGGUCAGAGAAGAACACGGGGAGGCCUCCGGGGGAUACUGGGGAGGAAGCAAAAAAGUGCAGGCCCCCCAACAAGCCCCAGAAGGGUCUGAACCAUGACCUCCCCCGACGGCAUUCCAUGGACAGGCAGAACUCCCAGGAAAAGGCCGUCAGUGCUGCAGCCUAUGGGGCCCGCUCCCCUUGUGGCUCCCCUGGCCAGUCCCCACCCAGUGGCUACUCCAUCCUCUCCCCAGCCCAUUUCAGUGGUCCCCGAUCUUCCAGAUAUCUUGGGGAAUUCUUGAAGAAUGCCAUUCAUCUUGAGCCUCACAAGAAGGCCAUGGCCGGGGGUCAUGUGUUUAGAAAUGCCCACUUUGAUUACAGUUCAACUGGGUUAUCUGUGCACAGGGCAGGGCACUUUGACACUCCUGUACAGUUCCUUCGGCGGCUAGACCUCUCUGAGCUCCUCACUCACAUCCCCAGGCAUAAGCUGAACACUUUCCACGUGCGGAUGGAAGACGAUGCUCAAGUGGGCCAGGGCGAGGAUCUACGGAAGUUUAUUCUUGCAGCCCUCAGUGCCAGCCACAGAAAUGUUGUAAACUGUGCUCUAUGCCACCGGACACUUCCUGUAUUUGAACAGUUCCCACUGGUGGAUGGAACUCUAUUCUUAAGCCCCUCAAGACAUGAUGAGAUUGAAUAUGAUGUUCCUUGUCACCUUCAAGGGAGACUCAUGCAUCUGUAUGCGGUGUGUGUGGACUGCCUGGAAGGGGUUCACAAGAUCAUCUGCAUCAAGUGCAAGUCACGGUGGGAUGGCAGCUGGCACCAGCUGGGCACCAUGUACACCUACGACAUCCUGGCUGCCUCUCCCUGUUGUCAGGCCCGUCUGAACUGCAAGCACUGUGGCAAGCCGGUGAUUGACGUACGGAUUGGAAUGCAGUACUUCUCCGAGUACAGCAACGUCCAGCAGUGUCCACACUGUGGGAACCUGGACUACCAUUUUGUGAAGCCAUUCUCCUCCUUCAAAGUUCUUGAAGCUUAUUGAUGAAAGCUUUGCUUUAGUAAUAGCUAUUUUAUUGAUACUGUUACUUUAUUACAUAUCUUUUAUAGGGAAACAUUCUGUGACAUUAAUUUCUUUUCUAAUUUAAAGCAGAGUUUUACUUUGUAUAUUUGUGCCACUAAAAUGAGGGCUUCUCCUUGCCCUGUCUUGAUUCCCAAAUGUCAGUCUGUGGUCAGGACUGGAGCCCAGAUGGGAAAUCAUGUGGAUUCAGGGAGGGUUUCACUCUGUUGCAGUUCUAAGAUAGUGGAAAGGAUAGGUGGACUUUAGGUGAGGAAUUCUGUGGCUAUAAACUUAAAGGUGUGGUAGGUAUUGGGAGGAGGGAGCUCCCACUAAAAUGUUAACUUUCUUGAGACCCACUUUUAGAUUUUCUGUGGGCCUUGAGAAAAAUAAGUGACAAGUGAAUGUAAGUCUGAGCCUGGAGAGCCAAUAGCAUAGGCCAUCUGGGCUCAGUGUUCUGCAGCACAGGUUGAGGUGCAAUUUACUCCCACUGACAAAUAAAUGGUUUGAGAGUGGACAUGGAUGCUCUUUCUUUGCUAUUGUAAUUUAACAGUCAAUUUUCAUACUGUUAAUAAUAUCCAAAUUAUAAGACACAUGAAAGCUAUUGAUGCAAAUGUUUUUAGGUAAGCUGCAUAUUAAUAGUAUGUGAAAUGAAUUUGGAAAUGUUCACUGAAUCAAGAGGGCAGAGAGGCAUAACUGCUAUAUGAAUUGUGUCUCUAGAGUUGGUCAAAUAGCUCUGUGGAGAAUCCAUGCAUACUAUGAUUUGGGCAAGGAUCAUUUAUACAGAUUGCACUUUUGGAAGUGCCACUUGGUCAGUCCUUCUCACAGGUAAAUCUCACAGCUACAGAGCCUAACUGGUGAGCUUCAGAACCAGUCAGGCCACACUCACCUUCUCCAUUACAUCUUAUUACUGCAUUAACUCAUGUGAUACCGAGUUUCCAAAAUCCAAGAGUUGACCUGAAGAGAGGAGGGAAAAUUUGUUAGUGAUCAAGAAGAGUUUUAAUUUUUUUUCCAAGUAUUUUGUUUUGGAAGCAGUAAUACAGGCAGAAAUUUGAAAAAUAGAUAUCCUAAAGAUCCCCAUGAUACCUUACUGUUGUUGAAAUGAUCACAUAAAGAAUUUGACUAGUCAGAGCAUUAUGUAGUUGAAAACCAGCCUGUGUUCACUAGAACUUGGACACUUCAUUAUGCUGAUGACAGACCCUUGUAGAAUUAGAGUAUGAUUUUUCAUGGAUGAAUUUGAUAAUUUUAAGUAUGAUAUAGAUAUGUACUAAAAUAAUACUAAAAAUAAUUUGAGGUUGAUGUGAAUAUUUUAUGUUACUUACUUGGUUUAUGCCAUUUUUUUCCCCUCAAGGUGGUUUUUCCUUUUAUGGUCAUCUAAGCAUUAUUGCAAAUGAGUUUAAGUUCUACUAUAAGAAAUACUUGAUUUUUUUUUUUAAACCAAUGGCAUUAAAGAACCAAUGUACCAACUAAUAUUUUUCAUCUUUCAGUUUAGAUUAUUAUUAAUUGAUUUGCUGCUUCUGUUUGGUGUUUGAUGAUCUGAAAAAUAUUUCACAGCAGGAGAAAAUACUCAAAUUGCCUAGGAGAAAAAUCAUUAUUGGUCAGACAGUGUUUAGUGCAACUACAACAGCUCUAUAGGAUAGAGCACUUGCAGGAUUUUCUUUGAUGCACAAAGCUGUAAUUGUGAAUUAGUUAUUUCCCCAUAAGUCUAUUAUGUACUGAUGUUUACAAUCCUUUCAGAUUUCAGAUAUGCCUUGGCGUUUGGUUCCUAUUUUUAAAAUAAUAAAUAUUUGUAAUGCUGUUCUUUAACUCACCUAUAUUUUUCUAGUGAAACCUUUUUAUUACAUUGUUCUGAAGUCAAGCUGAUCAUUCCAUGCAGUGAGUUCUUAGAAACCACUGUGGGAUAGUAGGCCACAUUCCAUAUUCUUAGAUGAUUUUCUACCCUUGAAUAUAAGCAUGAAGAGGUUUCACUCUAAUUGGGUGCUUCUCUAUUCUUUGAUGAUAAGGUGCGGACUCUGUAGAUGUAUGCAGUCCUAUAAGGGAAAAGAGAAGCACAGCACCAUCUCUGUCUUUUGCCUUUGGGGCAUUACGUUUUUGUCUAAAGGGGAAAUUGGUCUGAUUUAAGAAUAAAAUGCAAUUGAGUAUACAAUACUAUAAAAGUAAAUUUUAUUUUAGAAAUCUGCUGACCUUAAUGUUUUCUUUAAACUUGCCCAGAGCUCCUUGAUUGGAAUUGGAAUAUGUCAAGAAAGAUUACUAUUUUUGUUACAGUUAGGAUACUAAAGGGUAUCAGUUUCCAGGAGAUCUAAUUACUGUUUUUAUUGAUGAAUACUAUUCAAUAACAUGAAGCAGUUCUUAAGAGUGACUAAUAAUUUUAAAGUGAUUUUAUCUACUCUAACAAUUUUUUAGUCAUUUAUUUUUAAAGAGUCCUGUACUUUGAGUGGGUAAAACUCCAUGUGCUUCAGUUUUGAGAGAAGCCAGUUUCUGGUCGUUUUCUCUUCAGGGCAUCUCAACUCUGCUUUCAUCAGGCCACAUGGGAAGCAGUUAAUGCAGGGUUUCUGUCUUUGAAGGUAGACUUUAUGCCAUGAAAUGGAAUGAUGGGUGACCUGUCUAUUUUAAGGACAAAGGAGCUUCUCCAACAGCCUUUAAGUUUUGUAAAAGAAGUUCAGUUUUCUGAGUAAAAGGAAUUUUCAUUUGUUUUUGGAGAAAAUUUAUUCAUGAAGAAAGAAUAUGUAUUUAAAUGUUAAAACUAACAGACUGAUCUAUUGGACUACCAAAAUCAACCUGCUAAAAUCUUCCAUGUAGUCUUAUAAGACCAGUGCUUCUGUGUGGUCUGCUCUGUGCCUGUUCUAACACCCAUUUGCUUUUCUGUUUAGGUUCCUUGAAGCAGCUGUUGAGUUAUUUUAGUGGGAGGUUGGGGAAGAGGUGAGGAAAAAGCACUUUUAUGUAGUGUUUGGUUCCUAUUACAGGUAGAUACUGCCUGAACCAGUUCAUCUCCAUGUCCUGUUGAUUUUAUUAUACUUACAGGUAAUUGGAAGAAAAUAUAAUGGAUGGGCUCCAUUAAAACCAGCUCAGAAAUACGUUGUUGUUUGUAAAGAUUUCUUGUCAAGAUAUCUUGGAUUGCACUUUUGUUGAGGGAAGACAGUGUAAAUAGUUGAAGAAUGUUGAUACAUAAGUUGAAGCCUUUGGUUAUGGAAUCGUGUGGUGUUAGAGGGUUUCUGUUUGUGAAAUGUGUGUAUUAAAAUAAUAAAAUUUUAGAAACAAA